UUUUGCUGGGCUCCUCCUUCCUAUGCAGCAGAAGCAGUUCUGUGCUCCCACGCCCAUCAUCUGUCAUGUCUUGAUGAGUUCAGUCUUAUUCAAAGCCUCUGGAUAAGAAACAUCUAUCUGAAGCUGGGGCCCUCCCCCUGUCUGGCUGGGGCAGGAGUGGGCAGGAUUGGAGGCCAAGCUCUUCCGCUUUCCCAGCGGCGGUUGAUGCAGAAACCCCACGUCGCCCACACAUCCUGUGCACUUGUCUCUGCUGCGGGGCUCUGACCUUCCACCGCAGGACCAUGACCCCCCAUCCCACCGCCCUGCUGGGCCUCGUGCUCUGUCUGGGCCCGACGAUCCCCGCGCAGAGGGGUCUCUAGCUCCGCUCCAUGCUCUAAACUCAGCUCACGUCCAGCACCGCCGAGGUGACCCCGAGCCUUCCGCGUCAGCCUGAGGCCCCCGGCGCCCCCGGCGGGGCAUGUUAGAGGCACGAAGGGCGGGAUCUGAGCUUCUUCCAACCGCGCCUUCUCUGUCCCCGAGGCACCUUCACAGACCGUCCAUCUCAGCCAAGCCCGGCCCUGUGGUCCGCCGGGGGAGCUCGGUGACCUUCGUGUGCCGGGGCCCUUCCAGCGUGGACACAUUUCGCCUGGAGAAGGAGAGAGGGCCCUUCAACGAGACAGUGUGUGGAAAGGAGACUCCUCACAAUGAGACAGAGGCCAGAUUCCCCAUCGCCUCAGCGAGUGAACACGACGCAGGACGUUAUCGCUGCAUCUAUCUGAAAAGGUCCGUGUGGUCUGAGCGCAGCGAAUUCCUGGAGCUGAAGUCACAGGGCAGAAGUCAGCCAGUGCAGACAGACUCCAGACCCCAGCUCUUCACCGCCCGGGACACCCCUGGCCCGUCAGGCCUGCAGUCUGAGCACCUUUACAUUCUCGUUGGGGUGUCCGUGGCCUUUCUGCUCUGCGUCCUCCUCCUGGGCCUCUUCCUCCUCCACCGUCAGCGUCGCGGAAAGCGCAGGACCCCCGGCAGUGAGAGCGAGGAGCAGAAGCCGCAGGAGAGGCUCAGCCCAGGUGUUGAUGCCCUACAGAGAGCGCCAGGUGCGGCCGCAGAGGAGAGACUCCCUGAGGACAGAGAGGCGGGCCCCCCAGUGAGUCCUUGCAUCAGCUGCCUACUGCUGCCUAACAAAGGAGCCCAAGUUUACAGCUUAACGAAGUUGUCUGAGUUUCCUCGUUCAGGAGUUCAGGUUCCAGCUGCAGGAGACCCCCAGGAAGUGACGUAUGCUCAGCUGAACCACCAGACACUCACACAAGGGGCAGCCCGAGCUGUGUCCCCACAGCCCACGGGGCCCCCAGCCGAGUCCAGCAUGUACGCAGUCAUUUCCAGAUGCUGACCCUGGGCCCACCUGCACCUGCACCCUGGGGACCCAGGAAGUCACCCUUGGGGAGCUUUCCCAGUGGCAUGAUCCCUGCCUGGAAAGCCGGCAGCCACAUCUCCUGGGACAGAGGUGGAGCCUGGAAGCCCCUGACCCACCUCUAAGAGAUCCACCCACCAGGGGAUCCCUCCCCCAGCUGAUGGGCUCUCUGGAGAGACCCUGCGGCAGCUGUUUCCACUGACCUGUCACAGGAGCGGAGCUGCUCCCAGAGACCCAGCUACAGCCACCCAUUGGGCCUGAUGUCCCCUAUACAUUCCUGACUGCCCCCCGAGACUCCACUUAAAUUAUGUUCCCAGCCAACCCUAGAGUUUCCUGGAGUUUCCUUGCCAGCCUCAAGACACAGUCUUCUUCCAGCUGGAAACUCAGAACUGAUCCGUGCAUCGUGCUUUCCUCUGUCCACCAAUAAAUAUUUUCUGAGGCCUGA
This is a messenger RNA of Choloepus didactylus (southern two-toed sloth), 1832 nucleotides long. RefSeq names its product leukocyte associated immunoglobulin like receptor 1 (gene LAIR1). Lineage: Eukaryota; Metazoa; Chordata; Mammalia; Pilosa; Megalonychidae. The record is from RefSeq and is a predicted model, not a curated record. The coding region runs from base 458 to 1366 and encodes 302 amino acids. The transcript has 11 exons.